Messenger RNA from Anguilla rostrata (American eel), 5335 nucleotides. RefSeq names its product multidrug resistance-associated protein 1-like. Bases 268 to 4857 code for a protein of 1529 amino acids. Gene Ontology annotation, biological process: transmembrane transport. Gene Ontology annotation, cellular component: membrane. NCBI's taxonomy places the organism in Eukaryota, Metazoa, Chordata, Actinopteri, Anguilliformes, Anguillidae. The transcript is spliced from 31 exons. The record is from RefSeq and is a predicted model, not a curated record. Gene Ontology annotation, molecular function: ATP binding; ATP hydrolysis activity; ABC-type transporter activity.
AAAGGGGGAGAUAUUUUGAAAGAGAGAGACAAAUAGAGAGAGAUUGCUGAUGAGUGGCAUUCCUAAAUAGGACAGUAGGAGCAGACAGGGGACUCAAGUGUACAAGUGACACGCUGUGCACACGUUACUGAGGGAGGGAGAGUUUAACCCUCACACAUACACACACACACGAAUACACACCUGUUCUGUGCUGCCCAGGGCCCAAGGAUUUGCUGAGAGGAGUCCAGGAUUGUGUGGGAAGCGGGACAGGACGAGACAGGAGCGUGCAUGGAUGUGUUCUGCAGCCACAGCGGUUUGGACCCUCUCUGGGACUGGAACCGGACGUGGCACACGUCCAACCCGGACCUGACCCAGUGCUUCCAGAACACGGUGCUGGUGUGGGUCCCCUGCAUCUACCUGUGGCUGUGUGUACCUCUAUACUGUCUGCAUCUGCGGCACCAUGACAGAGGGUACAUAUGCAUCUCCAGGAUGUGCUGGGCAAAAACGGUGCUGGGCUUCUUCCUGGCGUUCUACGGUUUUGUGGAGUCCUUCUAUCUCCUGCUGGAGAGGUACCAGGAAAUUCAGCACCACCUGGUGUUCCUGGUCAGCCCUGUCAUGCGCAGCCUCACCAUGGUUCUGGCCGUGUGUGUGAUCCACCUGGAGAGGAUGAGAGGAUGCCGCUCGUCUCUCUUCCUGUUUAUCUUCUGGCUGCUGGCCUCCGUGUGCUCCCUGGUCUCGCUGCGAUCCAAGGUCCUGCUGGUUAUCGAGGAGGGUUUUUCAGAGGAUGCUGUGCGGUACCUCUGCUUCUUCCUGUACGUCUCCCUGCAGGUGGCACAGCUGGUGCUCUGCUGCUUCUCUGACCCUCCACCAGACUGUGCCAAACCCCCACUGGGCAAGAACCCCUGCCCGGUUAGCAAUGCCUCUUUCCUGUCCAAGAUCUUCUUCUGGUGGUUUGGUGGGCUAGUUGUUAGGGGAUACCGCUCAUCCCUGCAGGCUGAGGACCUCUGGAGCCUGAGAGAGGAGGACACGUCCGACCGCAUCCUCUCUGACCUGGAGCAGGACUGGAACCUGCAGCGUGCCAAGCUGCAGCAAUGGGACAGGCCCCCGGGCGGGGCCGCGGGCGGGGCUGCAGGCGGGGCAGCGGGCGUGCCUCUGCGGCCCCGCCUCAUGGAGCAGACGCUACUGCUCAGGAAGCUGCAGAUGGAGCAGAGCUGCGGGUUCCGCCUGCUGCGCACGCUCGCCCGCCGCUUCGGGCCCUACUUCCUGUCCGGCGUGCUCUGCCUCGUCCUGCACGACGCCUUCAUGUUCACCAUCCCGCAGGUGCUCAGCCUGCUGCUGGGGUUCAUGCGAGAUGAGGACGCCCCCUUGUGGAAGGGUUAUUUCUUUGCGGCACUACUCUUCCUGCUGUCCAGCCUGCAGUCUCUGUGUAACCAUCAGUACCUGUACACCUGCUUCAGUGUGGGUAUGAAGGUGAAGACUGCAGUCAUGGGCCUGGUCUACCGCAAGUCGCUGGUGCUCAGCAGUGCUGCACGCCGGACAUGCACCGUCGGGGAGGUGGUGAAUCUGGUGUCGGCCGACACGCAGAAGCUGAUGGACUUCGUGGUGUACUUCAACGCAGUGUGGGUGGCUCCCAUCGAAAUCGCCCUCUGCCUCUUCUUCCUGUGGCAGCAUUUGGGCCCGUCUGCCUUGGCGGGGAUUGCUACCGUCAUCAUCAUAUUCCCCCUCAACGGCUUCAUCGCUAAGAAACGGAGCAAACUCCAGGAGGUGCAGAUGAAGUACACAGACGGGAGGAUAAAGCUGAUGAACGAGAUUCUGGGAGGGAUUAAGAUCCUGAAGUUCUACGCCUGGGAGAAGGCCUUCAAGGACAGAGUCCUGGAGCAGAGAGAGAAGGAGCUGAAGGCGCUCAAGAGGUCCCAGAUCCUCUACUCCAUCUCCAUCGCCUCUUUCAACUCCUCCUCCUUCCUGAUUGCCUUCGCCAUGUUUGGAGUCUACGUGCUGAUUGACAGUCAGAACGUUCUGGAUGCACAGAAGGUCUUUGUAUCCAUGGCCCUGAUCAACAUCCUGAAGGCACCACUGAGCCAGCUGCCUUUCGCCAUGAGCACUACCAUGCAGGCUAUUGUCUCACUCAAGCGCCUUGGAAAAUUUCUGUGUCAAGACGAGCUCAAAGCAGACAGUGUGGAAAAGGCUCCCUACUCACCUGAGGGAGAUAGUUUGGUGAUAGAGAACGGCACAUUCAGCUGGUCAAAGGAAGGCCCUCCAUGCCUCAGGAGGGUGAGUGUGCGGGUUCCGCGUGGCUCACUGGUCGCUGUGGUGGGGCAUGUGGGCAGUGGGAAGUCCUCUCUUCUUUCCGCCCUGCUCGGGGAGACGGAGAAACGGAGCGGACAUGUCACGGUCCGGGGCUCUGUGGCCUACGUGCCCCAGCAGGCCUGGAUCCAGAACGCCAGCCUGCGGGAGAACAUCGUGUUCGGGUGCGAGCGGAAGGACAGCUGGUACUGGAAGGUGGUGGAGGCCUGCGCCCUGCUGCCCGACCUGGAGAUCCUGCCAGCCGGAGACGCCACUGAGAUCGGGGAGAAGGGGCUGAACCUGUCCGGCGGGCAGAAGCAGCGGGUGAGCCUGGCGCGGGCGGUGUACUGCGACCGCGCCGUGUACCUGCUGGACGACCCGCUGUCCGCCGUCGACGCCCACGUCGGCCAGCACAUCUUCGACAGAGUCAUCGGGCCCAAGGGACUCCUAAGGGACAAGACUCGUAUCCUGGUGACCCACGGCCUCAGCUUCCUGCCCCAGGCCGAUCUGAUCCUGGUGAUGGUGGACGGGGAGAUCACGGAGAUGGGCUCGUACGCCGAGCUGCUGGCGCGGCAGGGGGCCUUCGCCGAAUUCAUACAUGCCUUCGCCAGCAGCGACAGUAAAGAGAGCUCAGCGCACAGAGAGGCUGAUGUCCAGGCUCACUCUGCAGGAUCCAGAAAAUCGGCCUCGCGACUCAGUGUGACAGACUUCAUGCCCUUCUCCAGAGACCUCUCCCACGAGCAGCUCAUUAGCGGUGACACGAGCAGCACCAGCCUGCAGAACACGGACUCCGUACCCGAGCCGCACCAGGAGCUGGACCCGGGCGAGACCGGCCGACUGACCGAAGCAGACCACGCCCACACGGGCCGGGUGAAGCUGGAGAUGUACCGCGAAUAUUUCCGCACGGUGGGCCUUGCGCUCAUCCUGCCCAUCGUCUUCCUGUACGCAUUCCAGCAGGCCGCCUCCCUCUCCUACAACUACUGGCUCAGCCUGUGGGCCGACGCCCCCGUGCUCAACGGCACCCAGACCCACGCCGGCGUCAGGCUGGGCGUGUUCGGUGCUCUCGGCUUCGCGCAGGGAGUGGCCAUUUUUGGCACCACGGUGGCCAUCUCGGUGGGCGGGAUCAUGGCGUCCCGCCACCUGCACCUGGACCUGCUGAACAACGUCCUGCGGUCGCCCAUGGCGUUCUUCGAGCGCUGCCCCAGCGGCAACCUGCUCAACCGCUUCGCCAAGGAGGUGGACGCCAUCGACUGCAUGAUCCCCGACGGCCUGAAGAUGAUGCUCAACUACCUGUUCAAGCUGCUGGAGGUGUGCGUCAUCGUGCUGAUGGCCACGCCCUUCGCCACCGCCGUCAUCCUGCCCCUCGCCAUAUUCUAUGCGUUUGUCCAGAACUUCUACGUGACCACUUCCUGUCAGCUCCGCAGGCUGGAGUCGGUGAGCCGCUCGCCCAUCUACACGCACUUCAACGAGACGGUGCAGGGCGCCGGCGUCAUCCGGGCCUACGGCGAGCAGCCGCGCUUCACCCGCGAGGCCGACCGCAGGGUCGACCUCAACCAGACCGCCUACUUCCCCAGAUUCGUGGCCACCAGGUGGCUGGCGGUGAACCUGGAGCUCCUGGGUAACGUCCUUGUCCUGGCGGCCUCCGUGCUCUCUGUGAUGGGCAAGGCCAGUCUCAGCCCAGGCCUGGUGGGAUUGGCUGUGUCUCACUCCCUGCAGGUGACUGCGAUCCUUAGUUGGAUUGUGCGCUCCUGGACUGAUGUGGAGAACAACAUCGUCUCAGUGGAGAGGGUGAAAGAGUACGCCGACACCCCAAAAGAGGCAGAGUGGACCAUAGAGAGCAGUAACCUCCCAGAAUCCUGGCCUCAGACUGGCACCAUAGAGUUCCAGGAUUAUGGCCUGCAGUACCGCAAGGGUCUGGACUGGGCUCUGAAGGGAAUUUCUCUGCACAUCCACGAGAGAGAGAAGGUUGGGAUUGUGGGCCGGACCGGAGCGGGAAAAUCUUCUCUGGCCCUCGGAAUUUUCCGGAUCUUGGAGGCUGCCAAGGGAGACAUUUUCAUUGACGGAGUCAACAUUGCCAAAAUAGGGCUCCAUGACCUGAGGUCCCGCAUCACCAUCAUUCCACAGGAUCCAGUUUUGUUCUCUGGCUCUCUGAGGAUGAACCUUGACCCCUUUGAUGCGUACUCCGACCAGGAAGUGUGGAACGCUCUGGAACUGGCCCAUCUGAACAGCUUUGUGUCUAGCCUGCCCAACAAACUGAACCAUGAGUGUGCAGAGGGGGGAGAGAACCUCAGUCUGGGUCAGCGCCAGCUGGUGUGUCUGGCUCGUGCACUGCUGAGGAAGACCAAGGUUCUGGUUCUGGAUGAAGCCACGGCCGCCGUGGACCUGGAGACGGAUAACCUGAUCCAGUCCACCAUCCGCAGCCAGUUUGAGGACUGCACUGUGCUGACCAUCGCUCACCGACUCAACACCAUCAUGGACUACACGCGGGUCAUCGUCAUGGAGAGGGGUCACGUCGUGGAGUCAGGCUCUCCCUCACUGCUCAUCGCCCAGCGCGGCCGCUUCUACCACCUGUGCCGGGAGGCGGGGCUGGCCUGAGGGCGUGGCCUGGAGCAGGAAGCAGGUCCGAAGCCGACGAUGUAACGAAGGCUGUGACGUCAUCCAGGCUCAGGAGGGGUCUGUCAAAGGAAGGUGCCGCGCUUUGAGUCGCUGUCCAAUCAGACCGCGGCACAGACACCAGCAGAGAAGCCGGGAGAGGCCAUCGGAAGCAAAGGGACUGGAUGAGGUCACCGCAUUGCCUCGCCUUAAACUCGCUCACCCCGCCCACGGCGUGACCUCAGGGGACCUGCGGGGCGGGGUGGCCCGGCCGGGACCGGCGAGGGCGAGGCUCCAGGAAUGCGACCGGCGUGUUUACCCCGGCGGUUUUGGGAGGCACGCUUGGAACGGCGUCCCCAGCCGUUACUGUUUACACUGGCGUGGGUGGCAUACGAGCGGGUGACACAUGAUACACACUUCACACAAAACACCAGGAAAGACCGAGGGAAUAAAACCUUUACAAUACCCCACCCCCCCCCCA